Messenger RNA from Kalmanozyma brasiliensis GHG001, 1590 nucleotides. RefSeq lists its product as uncharacterized. NCBI's taxonomy places the organism in Eukaryota, Fungi, Basidiomycota, Ustilaginomycetes, Ustilaginales. The transcript has a single exon. The coding region runs from base 1 to 1590 and encodes 529 amino acids. The record is from RefSeq and is a predicted model, not a curated record.
AUGCACGUUCCGAUAGACAACAUCGAGCCAGUCUCGGGCUUCCUCACGGGUCACAACCCGCGCCGUACCAAGAGCAUUCUCUAUGGCGCUGCUCUCGCUGCAUUGGUGUGGGCGGUCACUCCUAUCAGCUAUGCUAUCUUCAUCCGGCGAAUGCUCAAGACGGGCUCGUUCAUCUCGAUCCCGCGGGGGUUCUGGGCCAAGUUCUGGUACUGGUACUCGUUGUUCGAGAUUCCCUUCAGCAUCUAUCUCUGGAUCCUCACACGAAGAGCCGCCAAGCAGCCACCUCCGCUCAGCGUCGAGAUGCAAACCCUCCACACCCUCCUGACCAAGUCGCUUACUGCCGGUCUGGCUCCUGCUCCACAGGGUCCAGCUGCGGGCACUCGCAGUCGUAGCAACGGCCAAGACGGCCACAUUUCUGAUAAGAAGGUCGAGCAACUGCUCGGCAUCAAAGCUUUCGAGAGCAGGCCAGUGGACCAAGACGAUGCAAAGCAGCGGCGCGAACGCUUCCGCUCAUGGUUCUUAUUUGCAGAGCCCGAGGACAUCUACGAGGACAACGUUCGCGAGUGGCUCGCAUGGGCCUUUGCCGCUCGCAAUCUCCAAGACGCCCUCGCCGACGAAAAGUACGCGAGCCUCCUCAAUGACGGCCUGGAGAUGGUCAAGCUGCGCCUUGGCUGGCCCGACAUGAAGAAAGGAUACAAUCCCAAGGUCAAGGCGAUCCGCUUGACGCUCGAUCCGGUGCGGACUUUGCACCGUCCGUUUGGGUAUUACGUUGUGACAAACGGAGUCAGCUUCGGAACCAUCGCCUGGUUGCUCUUGACCAAAGGCUUCAAGUGGGAGACUGAUGGCAAGUGUACUUUCCUCGUCAAGCCUGCAGCGAAGAGAGGGCGAGAUGAGAAGCCAUCGCAGCCGAUCGUCUUUCUCCAUGGUCUCGGCAUCGGACUCGGCCAGUACACUUCGAUGCUCUCCUACCUUGCCAAGCACAAGGACGGUGUAGUCAUUCUUAUUCAGCCUCACAUUUCGACCAACAUCUUUUCCAAAUACUUCCUCGAACCGCCUUCGAAGGAUGAACAAGCCCAAGCCACCAUCUCGACGCUGCGCAGGCACAACUUCAACAACGUCACAACGCUCAGCCAUUCCAACGGCACCAUGGUGCUCGGAUGGCUACUGCGCACGGCACCGACCAUGUUCAAUCGCAACAUCCUCGUCGAUCCUGUCUCGUUCUGCAUGUGGGAAGGCAGUGUCUGCUAUUCCUUCAUCCACCGCCGUUGGGCAAGCGGGAUCGAAGCGCUGCUCGGCUACUUUGUCGGUAGAGAGCUGGGCGUCGCGCACACCAUCGCCCGACGUUUCCUGUGGUUCGACAUGAUCCUCUGGGCAGACGAGUUCCCUAGCUUGGACCCCGAGAAGCUGCAGUUCAUCUUCGCAGAGCGAGACGUGCUCGUCGACGUCCCAGGCAGCGUCAAGUACCUCACCGACGCGGGCGUCAGCAAGGAGUGCAUCACCGUGAUGCGGGGCUACAACCACGGCCAGGCGCUCAUUGUCGACAACAACGGCAUGAAGUUGGCUAUGAAACAGGUCCGUCUGCGUGUCUGA